CAAUUAUCUCAUUGUUUCUUGUUUCUUGGUCUUGCCAGGUUUUCAUUACUCGAACUCAUCCCUGUAAGCUGUGACGGCAUGGCGAAAAGAUGAUGUCUUUUUUUUUGGUCCUUGAUGUUUCACUACCUAGGUUAUUAAUACUUGAAAAAGAUUGACCGACAUCAGUUGACCAUAACAAGUACAAGUGACACACGCACACACAACCCCGGGCUUCACUGAAUGACUGUUCUGGUUCAUACCUGAACUUUUUUUUGUGGAAUUGUUUCAAGCAGAUGACUGAUAAUUCAGAAAACAAGAUCAAAAUGACUGAUAAUUCUGAAAACACUUCUCCUCCUCAACAAGAACAACGACAAGAACAAGAACAAAACGAAGGUCAACAACAAGAAAAAGAAGCAUGGUACUCGAAGCCGGAAUCCCUAGGUAAUUCCGCGGGCGACAAGAUUGAAAGUGCCUUGUCACCCGUCGGCAAACACGCCGGUCCCGUGUUGGAAAAGGCCGGCGGUCCUGUCGGUGGCAUCGUCGACCCCAUCGUCGGCGGCGUCAUGCGGUCCGGCAAAGGUUGGGGGGACCAGAUGGGCGUCGGGUUCGGGAACGAAGGUGGUGGCCCGGCGAAACAGCAAGAGGCGGAACAGGAAAACCUCAAAAAGGGCCUGGGUGGGAAUGAACAAAACGCGGAGAACCCUUUGGGGUUGUAAAAAGAGGCCUAGGCCGCCGGUACGAAAUGAAACGAACGAGGAUGAGAAGGUGAAAGUGAUGACGACGACGACGAUGAUGAUAAGGAUGAAAGAAUAUGAACGAGGACGAAAACUGGGAUGCGUAAGUGUACGGAAUAUAUAUAUGUAUAUCAUGUUUUGGUAUAUCGGGUACGAGUACAGAGUAUGACGGAUCUUUGAGUAUGAAGAAGGAAAGGAAGGGGGAAAGGAGAUGAGAAGUAUGGCACGAUUCAAUCAAGGGCGAUAGUGUCUAUUGUAUUCCAGGGUCAGGAAUACUUGGGAGUGAGGCUACUUUUAGCUCACAUUUUGUUUUGUACUAUAUAUUGAUAUUGAUAUUGAUAUUGAUAUUGAUAUUG
This is a messenger RNA of Exophiala oligosperma, 1069 nucleotides long. RefSeq lists its product as uncharacterized. The transcript is spliced from 2 exons. Bases 273 to 695 code for a protein of 140 amino acids. NCBI's taxonomy places the organism in Eukaryota, Fungi, Ascomycota, Eurotiomycetes, Chaetothyriales, Herpotrichiellaceae. The record is from RefSeq and is a predicted model, not a curated record.